Molecule: messenger RNA, 459 nt
Organism: Fusarium sp. VM40
Lineage: Eukaryota; Fungi; Ascomycota; Sordariomycetes; Hypocreales; Nectriaceae
Source: the annotation of a GenBank genome assembly
AUGAUCAUCCCCAACUUCAUCGCCGGCGUUAUCGCCCUCUCCGUCGGCGUCAACGCUGGGCCCUGCCGUCCCACCACCUCGCCUGCUACCUCCGGCACCACAACCGUGGAGACAUCGGCCACAAACGACGAGACCUCUUUCGCCACAUCCACCAUCCUCAGCACCUCCGGUCUCGAUUUCACCACCGACUUGACAACCUUCCUCACCCUGAGUGAAACCGGUACCACCAGCGCCGCCACCUCCACCAUGUCUGCUUUUGUCCCUGCGGAUCUCUUCCCCUGCGUGGUUGCGGAAGACUGCCUGGUAUACACCCGGUUGUGCGAUGCUGUCCGCUGCGGCUGCGUCCAGGCACAGUGUGUGCAGAUCAUUGAUACGACCACUGCUACUUCUGAGGCUACUUCCACUACCGAGGACACCACUACCGCUGACGUUGCUACCACAACUGAGGCUGCGCCCUAA